This is a messenger RNA of Alternaria rosae, 312 nucleotides long. RefSeq lists its product as uncharacterized. The record is from RefSeq and is a predicted model, not a curated record. Lineage: Eukaryota; Fungi; Ascomycota; Dothideomycetes; Pleosporales; Pleosporaceae. The coding region runs from base 1 to 312 and encodes 103 amino acids. The transcript has a single exon.
AUGGAUUCGUCGGCGCAAACUACGACGAUCAAUACGCAAACAUCAUCUGCAUCGUCAUCACGAGACUCGUCGCCUAACACACCCAUCACACCUUCGUCGCCCGCAUCAUCGGCAGGCAGCGGCUACUUCCAACGAUCAUCAUCGUCUGCGCCGAACUCGCCACAGGUCCCGUACCACAUCAUUGUCACAUUCGAUGGCAAGGUGCGCGAGAUGCUAAGGAUAGAGAGGCAGAGUGAGGAUAUGGGUGAGGAGCGGAGGUCGAGGAGGACGACGCCUCGACCGAGGUAUUAUGCGAGGAGCACAGAAGAAUAA